Molecule: messenger RNA, 4123 nt
Organism: Nematostella vectensis (starlet sea anemone)
Lineage: Eukaryota; Metazoa; Cnidaria; Anthozoa; Actiniaria; Edwardsiidae
Product: probable E3 ubiquitin-protein ligase HERC4
Exons: 30
Coding region: 131-3334 (1067 amino acids)
Molecular function (GO): ubiquitin-protein transferase activity
Source: RefSeq, a predicted model, not a curated record
CCGGGAUUGAUAUCCAAGAUGGCGGCCGCAGGUCACGACAACCAGGGCACUACAUCGCCAACAAAUAGUGCUCCAGUUAGGACCACCAAUCCCUGGGACUAAAAACAUGUAUCAUACAAUUCAAUAAGCCAUGUUCUGCUGGGGCAAGUGCUCAGAAGGGCAGCUAGGCGUGGGGGAGACCGAGCAGGAAUUUAUUUCAACUCCAAGAUUGCUAGAAAAUCUCGAGUUUUCGAGUAAUGUUAGGGAAGUGAGUUGUGGUUGGAAUCACACGGCGUUUCUUUGCAAGGAUGGUACAGUUUACACUUGUGGGAGUAAUGAGUUUGGACAGUUGGGCCAAGAGAAAAGCCACACAAAUCCUGAGUCAGUGCAUGCCAUAGAGACCUUCACCAUCACCAAGGUGACAUGCGGCAAGGCACAUACAGUGGCCGUCAGUGACCAGGGACUCGUAUUUGCCUGGGGGGACAACAGCUACGGACAAAUAGGACUUGGGAGCAAGGUCAAGGAGAAAGUACAGACCAUUCCUAAGAUGUUAAAGGGAUUAGCCAAGAUGUCUGUUGUACAAAUCGCAUGCGGAUGCAACCAUUCUAUGGCAUUAACAAUUAGUGGUCAUCUCUUCUGCUGGGGCGAUAACUCCUCAGGUCAGCUGGGUAUUGGCAAAACCCACAGCUCCAUGUCAGAGCCUGCUCCUGUCUUGUCUCUUAAUGGUGUCCCCUUCAUGCUGAUCAGUGCCGGUGGUGCACACAGCUUUGCCCUUUCCUCAUCCGGUGCCCUGUUUGGCUGGGGAAAGAAUGAAUAUGGUCAACUGGGAGUUCAUGACGCUACAGAUCGCCCUUUGCCCACCCUACUUAAGUCGUUGCGGUCCCAAGGGGUUUGCUAUGUCUCCUGUGGAGAGAAGCACACUGCUGUUUUAACAAGUGAUGGAGGUGUAUUUACAUUUGGGUGUGGUACGUCAGGGCAACUUGGUCACAACUCUGAUCAUCAUGAAUAUACACCUAGAAAAGUUUUCGAAUUAAUGGGGAGCGUUGUGACACAGAUAGCCUGUGGCAGGGCACACACACUAGCUUUAGUUCCCUCUUCCGGGCGGGUGUACACCUUUGGCCGUGGAGGGGAUGGUCAACUUGGUCUUGGUGUAACAAGUAACUGCAAUAGUCCUAUGACGGCAAAGGGGCCAUGGCUUAGGUCUAAUAACAUCAAGAGCAUGUUACCAGAAGCUGAUGGUGACUCAGUCGUAUAUACUGUCAGGAGAAUCGAUGCAGGAGGAGAUCAUUGUUUCGCAAUGGCAUCGUCUUAUGGGGAUGAAACUGAUGGCCCGGAGGACAUGCGUCUGCCCCGCCCAUCCCAGUCCAUCCUGCACUUAUCUGUGCCAGUCACCAUGGACCUAGUCAAGAGGGCCACCAUAGCCUCCGACUUGUCCGAUGUAUCUGAGAAAUUAGAAAUCAUAUUCUCUUCACUAGCAUGCCUGAAUGGAUCAUUUCUGGACAAGCAAACUCACAAAGGUGUCAGUUCCCGCACUCAUGGGAUUGAGUUAUCAGCUGUUCGGAAAUCAUUUACCAUGCUACACACAAUACCAAGCAAGGAGACACGUAACAUGAUUGUGUCGUGCAUAUCCAACUUCCUGUUACCGGCCAUGGUACAGCAGCAGCCGCCUGAUAUCGAGGCUCUGCGUGUCUACCUCAUGUUACCCGAGAAUGGCAUCAUGCUUGAUAAAGAGUGCUUCAUGGAGGUUGUCAUCCCGUUUGCUGACAGCAUAUUACGGCUCUCGCCUGAGGCACAGAAAGUCCUACGGCGGUGGUGGUCUACGUUACCAUCGACAUACUUCUCCCGAGUAAUACAGGUUUUCCAGGAAUGUGUCAAAUACCUUCUGACGCUCCCUCUGCCUCAUUUUGCAAAUGAAGAGUUGAUUAAGCGGCAAGUGUACCUGGGCAUGUGUAUGGUGGCACUGGACAAUCUACACAAGGUGAACAACGAGUCUGGUGAUAUAGUGCCCUUCAAACAGUUCUACAUUCCCGAGAUACAAGAGAAGGUUGAUAUCAGGGCCGACUACUUCAACUGGAUACAGAACCAGAUUGUUGGCUUUCUGCAGGAUUUCCCCUCCUUGUACCGGAAUGUGAACACGUUUUCGUUUUGCCGAUUUCCAUUUGUGUUUGACGCCAGCGCAAAAACCAAGCUGCUACAGACAGAUGCAGUUAUGCAAAUGCAGUCUGCUGUCGACGAGGUGAACCGCCGCAAUGUGCAGUCCUUGCUCUCGUUCGUACCUGUCAACCCGGUGAACCCUUGCCUGGUCAUCAAGGUGCGCCGGGAUAGCAUCGUUCAAGACACCCUGACACAGAUCACCACACAGAGCCCGUAUGACCUCAAGAAACCGCUCAAGGUUAUAUUUGCGAACGAGGAGGCUGUCGAUGCUGGUGGAGUAAAAAAGGAAUUCUUCCUUCUUUUGCUGACGGAGAUUCUUGACCCCAAGUACGGCAUGUUCACCUACCUGGAGGACUCGCAGACGAUCUGGUUCAAUGAUCUGACAUUUGAGGAGAGCCCUAUGUUCUUACUAAUUGGGGUCAUCUGUGGUCUUGCUAUCUACAACUCCACCAUCUUCGACCUGCGUUUCCCUCCCGUGCUCUAUAAGAAGCUGCUCCGAAAGAAACCUAACUUAGACGACUUCAGAGGUUUCCAACCUUCCGUGGCCAGAAAUCUGCAGUAUCUAUUGGACUACUCAGAUGACGACUUGGAGGAUACAUUCGGAUUGAAUUUCCAGAUUAUGCGGGAGAAGUAUGGUGCCCUGGAAUACAUAGAUCUGGUCCCUGGUGGUGGAGAGGUACCUGUUACCCAGGACAACAGAGAACAGUAUGUUGAACUGUAUAUUGACUAUUACUUGAGCAAAGCUGUGGAUAAGCAAUUCGAAGCCUUUUUUACAGGCUUUCAUCGUGUUUGUGGAGGCCAUGUAUUGGAAUUCUUCCACCCUCAGGAGCUCAUGGAAAUGGUGGUGGGAUGCCAAGAAUAUGAUUUCGAAGUGUUAGAAAAGAUCACCGAGUACAAAGGCGAGUAUUACAGAAAACAUCCAGUUAUUGCGAAUUUCUGGACCGUGUUCUAUGAAUUUCCACUGAGUAUGGAGAAGAAAUUUCUUGCGUUCCUGACCGGAAGUGAUCGAGUGCCGAUCCUUGGCAUGGAGAGUAUGAAGAUGAUAAUUCAGCCUGUUGCUGGUGGAGAACACGGGGAUCAUCUACCGGUAGCUCACACGUGCUUCAACCUGUUAGACCUGCCACGCUACCCGACACUAGAAAUGAUGAGGACUAAGCUCAGCCAAGCUGUCGAAUUCUCCAAAGGCUUCGGGCUUGCUUAGUCGACAGGCCCCGGGAGGUAUUCGGGAUUCCGAGAAUCACACCAGACAUCACGAAGAGCACAUUCGAUAUGAUGAGGACUAAGCUCAGCCAAGCUGUCGAAUUAUCCAAAGGCUUUGGGUUCGCUUAGUCGACAGACCUCGGGAGGUAUUCGGGAUGACGAGAAUCACACGAGACAUCACGGAGAUCACAUUCGACAUGAUGAGGACUACAUCCAGGCAAGCGCUCGAGUACAAAGGCUUAGCCUUAGUGGGAAUGUUUCGCGACAUUUUUCGGAUGCCGACUAUCUGCCGAGACAUCGCGAACAUCACAUUCGACACGAUAAGGGCAAUACUCCGCAGCAGUCGAGUUCUCCGAAUGCUUAGGGCUUUCUUGGUCGGAAUGUUUUUAUACGUUCCUAUGAGAUUUUUUUGAGUGAGCUUUUCCAGCAGCUAUUUCCUCCCCCCUGCCCCCCACUCCAAGCUCAGCUAGUUUGAAGAUUCGGCAGGGGUACAGAUGAUAUAGAUCCAACGAUCACCGAAUUCUUAGACGAUGAGGUAGUAUUUCAAGUAUAUGGAUAGAACUUAAAAAGUUAUUCUGGUCAAUCUCCUCGAUAUCCGUCUCUUGCGAUAAGCCACAUAAAUGCAACCGACCAUCUUUCGGAGGCAACUUGGGUAACGAUCAAAUGCCGAAGAAAGACCGACGAGAAUAAUCCAUGCGCCUUGAGCAAAUGCCUUAACUAAUGUUAUGUUUUGUUAUGCUGUAUUUUCAUAUUGUAACAUCUGUAGAAAGCUGAACUAAGAUAAUAGUGA